AUGCAGAUCACCACGUUUCUGUUGACGCUGGCAGCCGGCCUCCAGGUCUGUAACGCAGCAGCCGUUGACACCCGCCAGACCGACAUCACGACUCGGCCCGAGUGGGUGUCGGACAGCCAGUUCAACGCUGCCAUUCUCACAACACACAACCAAUACCGUCGCCAACACCAAGGCGCCCCUCUGAAAUGGGGCGUCGACCUCAAAUGGGACGCCACUCUGGCCACGGCCGCCAAAAAAUAUCUCGACAGCAAGGGCACGGGUAAGAACCAGUGUCCUCCCUUCGCCCACUCCGGUGGCCCGUACGGAGAGAAUCUGGCCAUUGGAUACGGAACACCCACCGCAGCCGCCAAAGCUUGGGGCGAUGAGCGUGCCAAGUAUGACUUUCAGAAGGCUGUCUUCUCCCCAGCCACCGGGCAUUUCACCCAGAUGGUCUGGAGAGACACCCAAAAGAUCGGAUGCGCCAGGAAGUACUGCACCAGCGGCGCUGGUAUCAAAGGCUGGUACCUCGCUUGCGAAUACUUCCCUCGCGGCAAUAUCAUCGGUCGCUUUAAGGAUGGCGUCAAGAUCGGCACAUACAAGCCACCCAAGAAGAUCUAGUGGUUCCCCGUCCGGAACGCCAUGUGCACCCUGUGCAACGGGUCUGAUUUAAACUUGUAUUAUAGUUGUGUGAUUCGACUGCGAAUGUUGGAGUUUGGGCUCAGCCACAGCUGAGAUGGGAUCGCCGGACUUGGAUUGAUGGGCAACUUGACACUCGCUUAGAAAACUUUGUUUAGCAGCAAUGCAAUAUGUACCAACGG
This is a messenger RNA of Verticillium dahliae VdLs.17, 797 nucleotides long. RefSeq names its product PRY1 protein. The record is from RefSeq and is a predicted model, not a curated record. The transcript has a single exon. Gene Ontology annotation, cellular component: extracellular region. NCBI's taxonomy places the organism in Eukaryota, Fungi, Ascomycota, Sordariomycetes, Glomerellales, Plectosphaerellaceae. Bases 1 to 597 code for a protein of 198 amino acids.